Molecule: messenger RNA, 505 nt
Organism: Condylura cristata (star-nosed mole)
Lineage: Eukaryota; Metazoa; Chordata; Mammalia; Eulipotyphla; Talpidae
Gene: ZG16
Product: zymogen granule protein 16
Exons: 3
Coding region: 2-505 (167 amino acids)
Source: RefSeq, a predicted model, not a curated record
AAUGUUGACCAUUGCUCUUCUUGCCCUUCUCUGUGCCUCAGCCUCUGCCAAUGCCAUUCAGGGGAGGUCCUCCUCCUACAACGGGGAGUAUGGAGGCGGUGGAGGAGAGCGCUUCUCUCAUUCUGGCAACCAGCUGGAUGGCCCCAUCACCGCCCUGCGCGUGCGUGUCAACAAGUACUACAUCGUAGGGCUCCAGGUGCGCUAUGGCAAGGUGUGGAGCGAUUAUGUGGGUGGCAAGCAGGGAGACCUGGAAGAGAUCUUUCUGCACCCUGGGGAGUCGGUGAUCCAGGUGUCUGGCAAGUACAAGUACUACCUGAGGAAGCUGAUCUUUGUAACUGACAAGGGCCGCUACCUGCCUUUUGGGAAAGACACAGGCACAAGCUUCAACGCCGUUCCCCUGUACCCCAACACCGUGCUGCGAUUCAUUAGUGGCCGAUCUGGUUCCCUCAUCAAUGCCAUUGGUCUGCACUGGGAUGUCUACCCCAGCGACUGCAGCAGCUGCUAA